AAAUUUGCAUGAAAAAGACCAAUCUAUAAGGCUUCACAAAGAGGACGCUUGGCGUGAUGGUGCAACAACAGCUUACCAAUUGUUCAACUAUUUCUGCUCUUCCUUCCAGCUCAUGAACAACAAAAGGAAAUCGCUAAAGCUUGAAAUAAACUCUUGAGGUGGUUUCAGUUUCUGACACUCGAACAUAGCAGGAGAGCUCUUGAGAUGGGGCAUGCAUGGAGGUCUUCGUCGUCGUCGUCAUCAUCGCCGAUAAAGCUAUUGUUGUUCAUGGCACCGUUGGUUUUGGUUUCUGGGUUUGUUGCUAUUUUGGGUCCGAAAUUCUCCAGUUUGGAGUUUUUGUCUAGCCAUUCUUGGUUGUUGGGAUUUGGUGCAGCUGAUUCUUUAAACAUUUCUGUGCCAGCUUCUUCACAUGCAAAAGAGAAUAAUGAAAGUAGACUGCUGGAUUUGCAUCCUAGAGUGGCGAUGGUGGGGAUGGAAGUAGAAGAUCACAGUGCAGAAGAAAAGAAGGCUCUCUCUGAUCAAUACUCUGCGUUUAACCGCUCUUCUGCUUCUCCUCCUCCUUCUUCUCCGCCUCCUCCUCCAGUUCGUUAUUUUCCGGCGGUGGACAUUCAAGAACCUAAUGCAAGUGAAGAAGGCAAGCAAAUUUCAAGGAACAAGACUAGUAUUGUUUCCCUGGAUCUCUCCAUAAAAAACAAACAUGAAAAAGAGCAUUCCAGUUUAGAAAGGCUGGAAGCUGCUCUCCAAAUUGCUCGUUCUGCAAUUAAAGAAGCUAAAUUUGGAGAUCAAUGGCAAGAUCCUGAAUAUGUUCCAAUGGGCCCUAUGUAUUGGAACUCCAAAGUCUUCCACAGGAGUUACUUAGAAAUGGAGAAACAGUUUAAGGUCUUUGUCUAUGAAGAAGGGGAGCCACCGGUUUUUCACAAUGGUCCUUGCAAGAGUAUAUACUCCAUGGAAGGGAAUUUUAUUCACAGGAUGGAGAUGGAUGACCAUUUUCGCACCAAAGAUCCCAACAAGGCACAUGUCUAUUUCCUGCCCUUCAGCGUAGUCAUGAUGGUCCGAUUCGUCUACGUGCGCAAUUCGCAUGAUUUUGGUCCUAUUAAGAGGACCGUGAGAGAUUAUGUCGGUCUCAUUGCUGGAAAAUACCCCUUCUGGAAUCGAAGCCUUGGGGCCGACCAUUUCAUGCUUGCUUGCCAUGAUUGGGGGCCAGAAACUUCAUUUUCCGUUCCUCACCUUGCGAAGAACUCGAUUCGUGCACUAUGCAAUGCGAACACAUCGGAAAGAUUCAAUCCCAUGAAAGAUGUUUCCUUUCCGGAAAUCAAUCUCCAAACAGGUACUACAAAAGGCUUGAUAGGUGGACCAUCUCCAUCAAGAAGAUCAAUCUUAGCCUUCUUUGCUGGAGGGCUUCAUGGCCCUAUAAGGCCAAUUAUACUUGAGCACUGGGAAAACAAAGAUGACGAUAUGAGUGUCCAUCGGUACCUUCCGAAAGGCGUAUCUUACUACGAAAUGAUGAGAAAAAGCAAGUUCUGCCUCUGCCCGAGUGGUUACGAAGUUGCAAGUCCAAGAGUUGUGGAGGCAUUUUACACUGGAUGUGUGCCGGUGUUGAUCUCAGACCACUAUGUACCGCCUUUUAGCGACGUUUUGAAUUGGAAGGCGUUCUCCGUUGAGGUUCCGGUGAGUGAUAUCCCUAACUUGAAGAGAAUAUUGAUGAGUAUAUCAACUAGGCAGUAUAUUAGAAUGCAGAGAAGAGGACAACAAAUAAGGAGGCAUUUUGAGGUUAACUCUCCACCUAAACGGUACGAUGUUUAUCAUAUGAUUUUGCAUUCUAUUUGGCUCAGAAGACUGAAUGCUAGAAUCUAUGAUAGCCCACGAGCUAUCACCAGUUAAAUGUAGAGCUACAUCUUGAUGAGUAUAUAUAUCAAAUUAAAUUAGAGAAUUGUUUGUAAAGGAUUAACUCUUAUUUUUCAUUUUCGUGUUAUGACUUUUUUUGUUUUUUUGUUUUUAAUCAAUAUUUUCGUAAUGAUUCUUAUC
This is a messenger RNA of Manihot esculenta (cassava), 2025 nucleotides long. Its product is annotated as probable glycosyltransferase At5g03795. The coding region runs from base 205 to 1881 and encodes 558 amino acids. The transcript is spliced from 4 exons. The record is from RefSeq and is a predicted model, not a curated record. Gene Ontology annotation, molecular function: glycosyltransferase activity. Lineage: Eukaryota; Viridiplantae; Streptophyta; Magnoliopsida; Malpighiales; Euphorbiaceae.